Molecule: messenger RNA, 297 nt
Organism: Salvia splendens (bonfire salvia)
Lineage: Eukaryota; Viridiplantae; Streptophyta; Magnoliopsida; Lamiales; Lamiaceae
Product: cyclin-dependent protein kinase inhibitor SMR3
Exons: 1
Coding region: 1-297 (98 amino acids)
Biological process (GO): regulation of DNA endoreduplication
Source: RefSeq, a predicted model, not a curated record
AUGUCUGCAGAUCUCGAGAUCAGAGCCGUCCCAAUCAUGAAGGCGGCGGCGGCGCCGCCAUCUUCUCAAGAAUCGGAGAAAGUGGCCAUGAGCAGCGAGUGCUAUACGCCGAAGUCGGCGGAGCACCGGAUUCCGGCGAUGGUGAGCUGCCCGCCGGCGCCGAGGAAGCCGAGGCGAGGGAGCCUCCUCGCGUGCAAGAGGAGGUUCUACGAGAUCGACUUCUACGAGGCCGUGGCCGAGGACCAGAUCGAGUCGUUUUUUAGGAGGGCCGAGGUGAAGCGGAGAUGCGUAGUGUAA